AUGAGCCCGCUUCCUUCUCGACCACCGGCGCAUGCUCUCUCCGAACACGGUGGCCUGCGGAAUGAACAGCGCAAGCACCCCCCCCCCCCCCCGUUAUCUCAGAACCGCACCGAAACCGCCCGUACGUCCGAUAACCUCCCCUCUACAGCUCGCGCGCCACGCGGUCCUCUCAAAGAUCGGCGGUGGAAACCGCCUCCUCUCCAUGAGCGGCACAGCAGCGCGCAGGGACACACGCACGGGAAGUGCUUACGCCUCGAACAGCCUUUCCACAGGGCAUCACAUCCAUUCAGGUCCCCAGCACGCCUGGCGCCCAGACCACCGGGCCUGGCGUGCACCCGGCGGGCCCUCGCCAGCAGUCGCCAGCCUCGCGAUCGCGACUCCGCCGCGAGUCCGUCCCCGACGAACCCCAGUGAAGACCCCAGCGACGCAGCUUCGACCCACCGCCGAGCCGCAUCGACGCCGCAGUCUGUGACCUACGCGCACCCUAUCGAACAGCAGCGCCUGCGCAGCGCCGCUGUCCCCCUCGGUGCGCGCGGCGUUCCGCGCUCGAAGCUCGGGUGCUCCGCCCCCCGCACGCGUGCGCACCGCGCCCCCCCUGGUCCCGCAUCCCCGUCGACCGUGCGCCCGCCGCGCCAGUGCUCGACGCCGAAGGGGCCACCGCGGCCGACGAGCGAGCUUUUAGCGCCAUGA
Molecule: messenger RNA, 690 nt
Organism: Heterobasidion irregulare TC 32-1
Lineage: Eukaryota; Fungi; Basidiomycota; Agaricomycetes; Russulales; Bondarzewiaceae
Exons: 3
Coding region: 1-690 (229 amino acids)
Source: RefSeq, a predicted model, not a curated record